AUGAUCCCCGAGCCUAUUGAUCCUGCUCUACUCCGAGAACACGCGUUCCAAGACUCUGGGGACCUCGGCAUAGUACUGGCAAAGGAAACGUACACCGAGCUUGGAGGAUUCAAAUCGAUAUUCGAAUAUGGACUUGGAUAUUUCAACUACGGGUUUGGGUUGACCCGUGAAGUGCACGAACGGAGCAUGGCGUGCAUUUUGAAAUCGCAUGUUCUGGAUCAUUACGGUUUGUACAGUUGCGUGGCCUUGAUUUUGGCUAUCCUAUGCUAUAUCGCUCUCAUGCAGGGCCUUAGGGGCGCUAAAUCUGUCAAAGCCGACAAAGACGGUGACAACGUGUACUAUGUGAAGGUUUGA
Molecule: messenger RNA, 354 nt
Organism: Lachancea meyersii CBS 8951
Lineage: Eukaryota; Fungi; Ascomycota; Saccharomycetes; Saccharomycetales; Saccharomycetaceae
Source: the annotation of a GenBank genome assembly